Hermetia illucens (black soldier fly) is the source of this 966-nucleotide messenger RNA. RefSeq lists its product as uncharacterized. The transcript has 2 exons. Bases 100 to 705 code for a protein of 201 amino acids. NCBI's taxonomy places the organism in Eukaryota, Metazoa, Arthropoda, Insecta, Diptera, Stratiomyidae. The record is from RefSeq and is a predicted model, not a curated record.
GGUUUCAUUUAUUUAGUUCGAAUUUUUCUCUCUCGGGGACAGACAGGAUAUUUCACGGCUUUUUUUCUACUUCCGGAAAAUCUUUCAAAGACUGUCCGAAUGUUUGGAAAAUUAGCCAAAACACGACUUGCGAUAGCCAAGUUUUUAAUCCCGAGAAGUUUUCACUCGAUUAAAAAUUUUAACCUUAGUCAAUCGUGGAUAAACAUUUUACCAGCCAAGCAAAGUGGUAGUUUCCUCAAUGCUGCAGGACACAGAUAUUUCAGUAAACGCUCCCAACCAACUUGUAAUAAUGGGACAAAGCCACCACUUAACUGCUCCGGUGGAAAUAAGCUGGACCCAAAUUUUGAAAAAGCUUCAAAAAAAUAUGCAGAAAAUUUUCUAAUCGGCACUGGAAACUCUUCAGUCUGUUCCGAUGGACACAGGGAAGCUCUGGAUAACCUCACUGAAUUGCAACUCCGGUUUACUAACAACAGCAAAGAACCAGAUGAUUUCUGUCAACACACAGGUCCUUGCAACGAACAAGGAGGUAAGAUGUCUUGUUGGUUAAAAAAUAAGUGCUGCAGAAAACCGGUGAAGAGUGGACCUUGUGAAGGUCCUGUAUUACCCGGAGAAUACCCGAAAGUAGCUAGACGUAGAGAAAUUGAAUGGCCUAAUCGAUGUACCAUAAAGCAAAAGAAGGAUGAUGCUGAUGAUGUGUGCAAGUGAACCUCAGAAAUGGAACAGGUGCCGAUUUUUUCUUCCAAAUACUCGCUGAAAUACCAAAAAUUUAGAUUUGGCUGUUGCUUUUAAGGAAAACGAAAAGAAGAAUAAUUGAACGUAAAAGUUGUGUAUAUUUUUACUUUGUAACAUUGCUACUAAAUUUGAACUUAUUAAGAGUGGCUAAAAUAUUUACCUGGACACAUGAGCAUUGCUUAGAACGAUUUUCUGAGCAAGAACGAUCCAAGCGGAAUAAAAAUAUAAACCCCA